ACCUCCAGCCUCAGUUACUCUAAUUCUGACUCAGAAGACCAGCUUCCUUCCCUUUGUUUUCCUUCAAAGCAUGGCUCGCUGGAUGCCAUGUGCUUCUGAAGAAAGGCCUCACUCUAGGCAUGAGUUCUUACGGGGAAUUAACUUGUACAGAGCAUGGUAAGAUAACAGUGACUUUCCGUAGCAGGUACUGUAGUAUCUCAAAGUGUUCUGGAGACAAAAAGCCCCACCCACAGGUAUCUUCUGGCCUCUGUGCUCAGUGGCAGAACUAGACAAACACUGCAGGUCUCUGUCUUCUGCGAAGCUGCUAAAGGUGUUACUUCCAAGCAGUAAGAGAGUUAAAUUUACUCCAGAGAAUAAAUUUAACAUCCUUGGGAGAUGUGUCCAGGAGAAGCUGGCUUUUGUCCUAUAUCAUCUGCCUGUCAUUGAGGCCUGUGCUCCUGAUGGUUCCUCUCUGCUGUUCACUGAGUCACUGGUCAAUCUGGUACUGUUCUCCUCUGAGAGUGCCCAGAGUCUCUCCCCAUCUCCAUCCCCCUGCUAGGCAGAGCUAGCGCAGCUGGUUAGGACUGAGGGGAACAUCUGCAUGCUGAUAGCUGCAGCUGUGAAGAGGAGAGUGUCUGAAUGAAGAGUUGGGCAGUGGUACAGGGGAGAGCGGCCAGGACAGUCCCUGCCCCUUUGGUGCAGCAGCAGGGCCAGCAGCUCCCACCUCUGGCACGGUGGGUCCCUGGGUUGGCCACAGCUGGGGCACAGCAGGAUUUUGGCUGUUGAAGUGGCACAGCCAGUUCUGUUAUACUGCAGCAGGGGCAGAGAUGUAUUGUUGGGGCUAAAAAUAGACACAUACUUUCUGCUACUAUAUUUUUUUAGCUGUUUCACAGACUCUUUAAAAAGCUUUUGCCUACCUUAGAAACCAGAAGAUUUUCCAUCAAGCAAGAAGUGCUCUGUCAAGCAAGAAGUGGUCUGUCAAUUAGCUGCUUCCUUGCCUUGAUAACUGUAGGAAAGGCCAUCCAGCAUACAUGGCCUCUUUUCUCUGGCUUUUGGAUGCCUUGAACAAUCCUAGGGUUUGUUCAGUGAGCACAAGAGCCUCCGAGGUUUGUUUGAGGUUAGAGAAUCUGCUGUAUGUUUAAUUCACUUUGUCUCUUUUUACCUAGAAUCUUCUACGUGUCUCAUGAUUCUCAAGACCUGAAAAUUUUUAGCUACAUUGCAAGGGACGGUGCUAACAACUCCUUCAGGUGCAAUGUCUUCAAAUCUAAAAAGAAGAGCCAGGCCAUGCGGGUGGUGCGCACAGUGGGCCAGGCCUUCGAAGUGUGCCACAAGCUGAGCCUGCAGCACGCUCUGCAGAACGCCGACGGUCAGGCGGAUGGCGCCAGUGACAAGUCUGUGGAGGAGCAGCCACUAGAAGUUCACCAGAUGAAGGGCUCCAAGAUCACAGAUGUGGACGAGGUGGGCAUCGACACUGAUGGCAUCUGUGUGUCAGAGAGGGGGCCCGGAGAGCUGCCUACUGCCAGGUCUGAGCUCAGCAUGCUGAAGCCUGGACAGGUCUCAAAAGACAAGAGCUGCCAGGACUCUGAGAACUGCUCCCUCUACCCGUCCGGCUCCCAGCAACUGCUCAGCCCGAGCAGCCCCUGCUCCUCGGCCUCCAUCACCCCCCUGGCAUCUCAGCACUGCCUCCAGCUCCUCCAGCAGCAGCCCCUCCGCCAGCAGCAGCAGACGCAGGUGGCUGUGGCUCAGGUACCCGUCCUGCCCUCCCCUCGCAGCCUCCUCGGGCAGCAGGGUGGCCCAGCCGGCUCCUGGUCUGCAGCCACCUCCCUGACUUCCCCCUCGGGCAGCGCAGGCCCUUCUCCUCUCUCUGCUCCAGCCCACGGCCUGGCGGCGCUGGGAGGCUGCGUGCCGGUCAUCGCCAGUGCACGGAAAGCCAGGGCCGGGCAUCCUGCGCCACAGGCGCAUCAGGCUUGGGGGAGCUUAUGGCACUGCGCAACCACCGCUCUCUUCUCCUAGCACAUUCGGGCACAGAAAUGGCUAAACACGUAAACCGAGGCCACUCGCACGGGAUCGCAGAGGGACCCUCCACAGCCACCAGCUCCUUUCAUUCCACUCUUGACAGCUGUCCCAUAUAGUGCCCCUUCCCCCAAAACAGCAUCGGAGCAGGGAUGCACCCAGGAGACCCUGGUGCCCAGCCAGCUCCUGCGCGUGGUCAGGCACCUCCCCAUCCCCUCAACUCCUGCUCUUUAACCCCAGCUCAUUUGAUAUUGCUUGCGGGCAAUGAGCUCCCCCCACGCCAGACAGCCGUGGCGGGGGGUCUCUCUGUGGCCCCGGGGCAGGGGGACGCACCAAGCCCUGAGCUCUGUGGGGGCCGGUCUCACCUUAGGGGCUCACCCAGCCCCACGGGAGUCAGCGGGCGCGGGCUCACCGACCAGGGCCGUUGCAAAAAGUGUUUGCAAACGGGACGCCAUGGGAGCAGAGCUGAGCUUGCACCCACACCCUGUGCUCGGGGCACAAGGGAGGAGGAGGAGGAGGAGGAGGGCUGGCUGAUGCAUUCAUCGCAGCCUGGGAAGGCUGCUCCGGUGCUGCGUCAGCCCCCGGCCGCCCUCGCGCAUCCGAGAUUCCCCGCGGCUCUGACAGCUCCCCUGGGCUCCUGGAGGGCCCGCUCACACGAGGGUGCCCCCCCGCCGCCGCCCUGGCCCUGCGCCGGGCCCGCUGGCGCCAGGCCGUGCCCUGCAGCUCCCGCCCCGCAGGUGCAGCUGCUGAAGGACCAGCUGGCGGCCGGGACG
Struthio camelus australis is the source of this 2765-nucleotide messenger RNA. Lineage: Eukaryota; Metazoa; Chordata; Aves; Struthioniformes; Struthionidae. The record is from RefSeq and is a predicted model, not a curated record.